Coregonus clupeaformis (lake whitefish) is the source of this 2239-nucleotide messenger RNA. Its product is annotated as claudin-34-like. The transcript has a single exon. Lineage: Eukaryota; Metazoa; Chordata; Actinopteri; Salmoniformes; Salmonidae. Gene Ontology annotation, biological process: bicellular tight junction assembly; cell adhesion. Bases 1239 to 2018 code for a protein of 259 amino acids. Gene Ontology annotation, molecular function: structural molecule activity. The record is from RefSeq and is a predicted model, not a curated record. Gene Ontology annotation, cellular component: plasma membrane; bicellular tight junction.
AGAAAUGUCAGGGUUAUAAGUGUGUCCUGAUGGUUAAUUAGCCCUGCCUUCCCUUCCUCUUUCUGGUGAAUAGCAAUAAAAGAGUCAAUCAUUCACAGAGAUUUUAUGUUCACAGAGAUGGUAUGACUGUGACUUUAUGUAGUCCAAGACGAGGAAGUGUCGGCUUUUUCUUGUUUACAGUGGUAUAUAAAUGGCCAAUUUUCAUACAUGAAGAUGAAUGGCCAGCCCGGCACACUGCCUGCUGAUCUGUAGCUCUCACCACCACAACCCUGUCAGAACUAACAGAGGUAAUGUGUUGUUCGUCAGAUGUCCGUUUGUAUUUCGAUUUAUCACCACAUCCUGUGUAUUUGAUUAUCGAUCUACCAUGCUUUGUCAGGCUUUUACGUCAUACAGUUGAUUUAUAAAGGCAAUUUUCAGACAAGGUAAACAAAUUGCUAGAUUUUCAUAGUGAUACUUGGGUGCUCAAAGUCGACAUGGGGAUUAGGUUGUUUAAUGACAUUUGUCAAGGUUUUCUAAAAGUAUAGUAUAUGCUUUAACCCACUGUAAUAUAUUCAAUGAAUGUGUUCACAUAAUAUUAUGGGUUACAGCAUGUGUCUUUGAACUAAUUUGUUAAUUUUAACAACAACCUCAGUAAUUACAUGUAAAAAAAUAUAUAUAUAUUAUCCCACAUUCGUCAUACUCGUAUAAAAGUUGAUUCUGUGUGCUACAUUAUGGCAGGCAAUAAACCUGCGUCAUACUACAGCUUUUGAGGUAGUUCAAAUGGGGACAUAGAAUCUAUUGAAAACAUCUAAUUGAUGUGUCCCUAUCCACGGCAUUUAAUCCCCAUUGUAAUUCCCAUGUUUGUAGACUGUGUCAUGGCACCAGUUGCCUCAGCCAUUCAGUCGUUGUUAUCACAGUUUGUCUUUCCUCCUCAAGUAUGGAUUGUAUUGUGUUGAGGCUCUUCACAUUCACAGGUGUGUUAGCUGCCUGCUGUCACCACAUUCAUGUUUUUUUCCUCUCAGAGGGAAGCAGGUGCUUUGUUUUCCAGGUAUCCUAGAGACCGCAGGACCGGAUCUGUGAAAAACGACGACGUAUCCAAGCCUCUUCCUUAAUAUGAGGUGUGAGUCUGGAGCCUGAGGGUGAAAAACAGGAUCAUUAAGAGAUGAGGGGGCUUCAGUUCGUCUGUAGGCAGACUAAGAGGACUGUCGGUGGAUUAUCUUGGCUAUCUGUUUAAGGUGAGGCUCUCUCAGUGUUAUGAUAUGACAUACCUGGUUCACACGGCUCACCCUCAGUUCGUCAGCCUGUGGUUGAGCGCCGUGGGUUGGGUCCUUACCGCGGUGACCCUUGGACUCAUCCAGUGGAGGGUCUGGCACGUGGCCGACUUAACCUUCAUCACCUCAGGAGUGGCCUGGGUCGGGAUCUGGAGGGUGUGUUUCAAUAGCCAUACACUCGUGACCUCUAAGUUCAGGGUCAUGUAUUGUCAGAGUAUGGCGCUGUCGGACGGCUUCACGCCCCCGGAGGUCGCCACGGCCCAGGUGCUCGUUCUACUAGCGCUGAUCUUGGGGUGCUGUGGGAACGCCGCCGCCGUCUACGCACUCAGGAACGUCUAUUUCGGACUGGAGAAGCAGACACCUAUCCGCUGUGCGUUCACAAUGGCUGGUACUCUGUGCUUGUUGUCAGCCGUGUGUUCUCUCAUACCUCUCCUGUGGAACUUGAACUCAGUGGUGACCAACCAAACGAUUGCGUUCCCUCCGAACUUCCACAUGCCCCCUGCACCUGUGACCCAGUACGCGGGGGCAGGUAUCGGGGUCGGGAUCAUAGGGUCGUUCAUGGUGAUCAUCAGUGGAGUCAUCUUCAUCUCCUACAGGUUCCCUGUCAAGAUGGGACCCAGAGUGGAGCCUUCUUGUCCAGAGGCAAGACACUUUGAUGGGUCAAGUGUUGGGACAUUGUCCCCUGGGUCUGUGGGACACAGUAGGGUUAGUCUGAGUAAAUCUCAGGCCAGGGACAAUCCCGCCUUCCACUCUGAUGAGCACUUGUGAUUUUUGUUUGUUUCUGAAAACAGACAUCUGAGUUGACCAUAUUAAAUGUUGUAGUUGAAGCAGAAUAGCCGUUUGAUGAAACUAUAUGGUUAGUAUGAGAACCCUGUAUAACGACUUAAAGGAGCAAUCUGCAAUUGUUACAUACAAUUUUUGAAUUUUAAAUUAAUUAUAUUCACUGAGUAUAUCAAACAUUAGGAACACCUUCCUAAUAUUGAGUUGCA